AUGGCGGGUCGUAGAGAUAGAAGCCAACAGCUCCGUGGAUCUCGAAUUGCGAUCGCCAUCCUCGUCGGUAUCAUUAUCGGUUGCGUAUGCGCCGUUCUCUUCCCAAACGGCUUCUUCAAGUCGAGCUCGUCUCUCACAGUAAACGAACGCGUCCAGGUUGGAUCAUCACCUUGUGAAUCGCCUGCACGAAUCCAAAUGCUGAAGUCAGACUUUGCAUCAAUCUCAGAGAAGAACGCAGAGCUAAAGAAACAGGUGAGAGAGCUAACGGAAAAGCUACGGCUAGCUGAACAAGGAACAGACAAUGCACGGAAACAAGUUCUUGCUUUGGGAACACAGAUCAAGGCGGGUCCUUUUGGAACCGUCAAGAGCCUGAGAACCAACCCAACUAUCCUUCCCGAUGAAUCUGUAAACCCAAGACUGGCAAAGAUUCUAGAGGAGAUUGCUGUUGAUAAAGAGGUGAUUGUGGCUCUUGCAAACGCUAAUGUGAAAGCAAUGUUAGAGGUACAGAUCGCUAGCGUAAAGAGGUUGAGUAUAACGAACUACCUGGUUGUUGCAUUGGAUGAUUACAUAGUGAAUUUCUGUAAAUCAAACGAUGUUGCGUAUUACAAGAGAGAUCCAGACGAGGACGUGGACGCGGUUGGGAAAACCGGAGGUAACCACGCCGUCUCUGGGUUGAAAUUCCGUGUGCUGAGAGAGUUCUUGCAGCUCGGUUACGGUGUUCUUCUCUCGGAUGUGGACAUUGUCUUCUUGCAAAACCCGUUUAGUCACUUAUACAGAGACUCUGAUGUGGAGUCGAUGAGUGAUGGCCAUAACAACAUGACGGCUUAUGGAUUCAACGACGUCUCUGAUGAUCCAGGCAUGGGAUGGGCUCGCUAUGCUCACACGAUGAGGAUAUGGGUUUUCAACUCCGGGUUCUUCUAUCUAAGGCCUACGGUUCCAUCGAUCGAGCUGCUUGAUCGCGUAGCGGAUAGGCUCUCCAAGGCAAAGCUUUGGGACCAAGCGGUUUUCAACGAGGAGUUGUUUUAUCCUUCGCAUCCUGACUACACUGGACUACAUGCGUCAAAGAGAGUGAUGGAUAUGUAUGAGUUUAUGAACAGUAAGGUCCUUUUCAAGACUGUAAGAAAGAAUCAGGAACUGAAGAAGGUGAAACCGGUGAUUGUUCAUGUGAAUUACCAUCCUGAUAAGCUUAAUAGAAUGCUAGCAGUGGUUGAGUUCUACGUAAAUGGCAAGCAAGACGCUCUUGAUAGCUUCCCUGAUGGUUCUGAAUGA
This is a messenger RNA of Microthlaspi erraticum, 1269 nucleotides long. The record is from the annotation of a GenBank genome assembly. NCBI's taxonomy places the organism in Eukaryota, Viridiplantae, Streptophyta, Magnoliopsida, Brassicales, Brassicaceae.